Molecule: messenger RNA, 3349 nt
Organism: Myxocyprinus asiaticus (Chinese sucker)
Lineage: Eukaryota; Metazoa; Chordata; Actinopteri; Cypriniformes; Catostomidae
Product: retinal dehydrogenase 2-like
Exons: 13
Coding region: 56-1612 (518 amino acids)
Molecular function (GO): aldehyde dehydrogenase (NAD+) activity
Source: RefSeq, a predicted model, not a curated record
AGCAGAAAUCACAAAUCAGCAGAAAAAACCCCAACCGGCAUCUUCAAGAGACGCAAUGACCUCCAGUAAAGUUGAACUGCCAGCAGAGGUGAAGAGCGACCCGGCUGCGCUCAUGGCAUCUCUUCAUCUGAUGCCCUCACCGGAACCCAAUCCUGAGAUCAAGUACACCAAGAUUUUUAUUAAUAACGAAUGGCAUGAUUCUGUGAGCAGUAAGGUGUUCCCCACAUUCAACCCAGCUACGGGGGAAAAGAUCUGUGACGUCCAGGAAGCAGAUAAGGCUGAUGUGGAGAAAGCUGUGCAGGCUGCACGUCUGGCCUUCUCUUUGGGUUCAGUAUGGAGGAGGAUGGAUGCAUCUGAACGUGGGAAGCUCUUGUUCAAACUGGCUGACCUGGUGGAAAGAGACAGUGCCUAUCUUGCUACCCUGGAGUCUCUGGACAGCGGGAAACCCUUCCUUCCCUCCUUCUUUGUGGACCUUCAGGGAACCAUUAAGACUCUGCGAUAUUUCGCUGGAUGGGCAGACAAGAUCCACGGUUCCACUAUUCCGACUGAUGGAGAAUAUUUCACCCUCACAAGGCAUGAGCCUAUUGGAGUGUGUGGACAGAUCAUUCCUUGGAACUUCCCACUGGUGAUGACAGCAUGGAAACUGGGGCCAGCACUGUGCUGCGGGAACACCGUUGUUAUGAAACCUGCUGAGCAGACCCCUCUCACCUGCCUCUAUAUUGGUGCUCUGAUCAAAGAGGCUGGGUUUCCACCAGGAGUCGUCAAUAUUUUGCCAGGCUACGGGCCAACCGCAGGAGCCGCGAUCGCUUCACACAUGGGCAUAGACAAAGUGGCAUUCACAGGAUCGACUGAGGUAGGCAAGCUCAUCCAAGAAGCAGCAGGAAAGAGCAAUCUAAAGAGAGUCACGCUAGAGCUAGGGGGAAAAAGUCCCAACAUCAUUUUUGCAGAUGCCGAUUUGGAUCUGGCAGUGGAGCAGGCCCAUCAGGGUGUGUUCUUUAAUAGUGGCCAGUGCUGCACGGCUGGCUCCCGUAUCUUUGUGGAGGAGCCCAUUUAUAAUGAGUUUGUGCGCAGGAGUGUUGAGAGAGCUCAGAGAAGGACGGUGGGAAACCCCUUUGACCCAGUGACUGAGCAGGGACCUCAGAUCAGUGCAGAGCAGCAGAGUCGUGUGCUGGAGCUGAUUCAGAGUGGCAUUACUGAGGGUGCUAAACUAGAGUGUGGCGGCAAAGCUCUGUCUUCUAAAGGCUUUUAUAUCGAGCCCACAGUCUUCUCCAAUGUACAGGACCACAUGCGCAUUGCCAAAGAGGAGAUAUUUGGGCCAGUUCAGCAGAUUAUGAAGUUUAAGACGAUUGAAGAAGUGAUUGAGAGAGCCAACAACACAGAAUACGGGCUGGUAGCGGCUGUCUUCACCAAAGACCUCAACAAGGCAAUGACUGUCUCUGCAGCUGUGCAGGCUGGCACCGUUUGGAUUAACUGUUAUAAUGCCCUGAGCUGCCAGUGUCCCUUUGGAGGAUUCAAAAUGUCUGGAAAUGGUCGUGAACUGGGUGACUAUGGACUGAAAGAGUAUACAGAGGUGAAAACCAUUACGAUGAAAAUGUCAGGGAAGAACUCUUAAAGCACAAACCUGUGUGCUCCUAGCAGAGAGAAGUCUUCCUCUGAGGUUAACCACUAGCCAUCAUCCUUUGGUUGUCUAUAGUGGUAAAACUGCACACACCGUAACCACCCAUCACUUCUGCAUGGGAGCACCUCUUCUGCUGCAUCCUCAUGGGCUGUUAUCAUGGACUACCCAACCAUCUCCGUUAGCUCUACUAGCAGUUUCCAUGUCCAACGCCGCCAUAACUUCCUACACCCAUUCCAGUCGUGGCCUCCUUUCGCCGGCUCCUCUAACCAUACUAAAGCACUCGGAGUCGCGGGUAAGGAGGGCUACGCUUUUGACCACUGCACCUGCAAUGUGCAGACACUAACAGACUGCGACUGCUCUCUCUGAUGACACAACUUAAUCUCCUGCAUGACGUGUGUUUUUACAAACCACAUUGCUAGAAAAGCUCUGAUGUCUCUGAAUAGAGAGGGAUGUCAUUCUCAAACCUCAUCAUUAACUUACCUUUCCACUGGGUAUAAUUCUAGCAGGCAUAUUAGUUUGUACUAAGACCACAGAUUUUUGUCUUUGAAUGAGUAAUAAUUCUAAAAUUUGUGUAACUGAUUUGUGUUUUAUUCUUUUCAUGAAUGUUUUUACAAUGUAUAACUUUGUCGAUGUCUUGACCAAUGUAAACAAAAAUGAUUUACCUCAACAAAAAAAUGAAAAAAAUCUGUGGUGUUCAUUUUUGACAAAUAAUUCCUCAUUGAUGCCCAUAUAUUGUCAGAUUUAAAGAAUUAUUGUGUACUAUGAAUACAGAAGUUAAGCUAUAGAAUGAGUUCUUCACUAAAAAGUACUUUCUUGAAUUGAGUUUUCAAAAAAUCAAAAGCGGUUUUCAAUAUAAAUGUUUAAUCAAGUUCCAAUUUACUUGUUAUGAAAUUAUGACCCUUACCUGACUUUGACAAGAAGAAAAAACGUAUUAGUAAAAAAUAAACAUAUUCACAUAUGACUUUCCCUUCCAGAAAUAGUCUCUGAACUUGCAUUUGCAAGAUUCAUUUUGAUUCAGAAAUUGUUCUGCUUCCGAUGUUACAGAUCAGUUUUCAGAUGACUGUGAGUAUUUAUUCUUAUAUCAACCAGGGUGAUAAAACACUGAGUCAGAGAUAGAACAAGUUAUUUGGUAAAAGCUCUUCAGAUAUGUGGAGUUAGCCAGAUAAAAGAAGCACCCAGUAGUGCAACUUCCUUAGAAGUUGCAUUCUCAAAGAAACAGUCACAAUGGAUUUUCCCAGCAGCCUCUUGCCAAUCGAUAUCUUCAGUCCAACAAGAAUGAUGAAAAGAGUUGUUUUCGUAACACAGUUCUGGUAUGCAAGACCAGAAUGGCGAAAGCUUUUCUUCAUUUUAAUUCAAAUGUGUUGAUGUGACUUUUCCUUAUUGCUUAGCAUUAUAUGGCUAUGAAUAAAAACAAAAACAUUUUGUCUCACCUGAAUUUGAAGACAUGUUGCAGAUUUCAUCACGUGUGAACCAAUCAGGAAAGAAUAAAAUGUUGAGGGAAUGCAGUUGAAAAAUAUUGUUCAAUCUGUUUGACAUUGUUGCACAAUGAUGUCAUUGACCCUUCCCUCCUUAGGAGUCUGUCAGAUUGUAUUUAUAAUUCUCUGGAGUCUCAUAUGAUUAAUGUGUACCAAGUUCACACGGAUAUUUCUACAUGACAGUAGUGUAAAAUAGCUGCACACAAGGUUUGUAGUUAUAAAAACAUGAUAAAACAAUAAAUAGUGUUAUUAUAGA